Striga hermonthica is the source of this 954-nucleotide messenger RNA. The record is from the annotation of a GenBank genome assembly. Lineage: Eukaryota; Viridiplantae; Streptophyta; Magnoliopsida; Lamiales; Orobanchaceae.
AUGGGGCAUUCUGCUGCAGUUUGGGACCAUAAGGCUUCACUUGAGUUGACAAAAGAUUGGAAUGGAAUUGAACAAGUCGUGCUUCGAAACCCUCAUGGGGCGUCGGCAAAAGUAAGUCUGCACGGAGGACAGGUUAUCUCGUGGAGAAAUGAUAGAGGUGAAGAGCUUCUGUUCACUAGUAGUAAGGGCAUAUUUAAGUCUCCAAAAGCAAUGCGCGGAGGAAUUUCCAUUUGCUUUCCACAGUUUGGAAACUGUGGUUCAGUUGAUCAGCAUGGAUUUGCGAGGAACAAAAUUUGGACCAUUGAGGAUGAUCCUCCUCCAUUGCAUGCUAGUGAUUCUCUUGGCAAAUCCUUUGUUGAUUUAUUACUCAAACCAGCCGAAGACGAUCUCAAGUGCUGGCCUCAUGGCUUUGAAUUUCGUCUCCGAGUCUCUCUAACAUCAGUUGGAAACUUGAUGUUAGUAUCUCGUAUCAGGAACAUAAAUGGGAAACCUUUCAGUUUCUCAUUUGGCUAUCACACGCACUUGUCUGUUUCUGACAUAAGUGAAGUGAGGAUAGAAGGUUUAGAAACUCUGGAUUAUCUGGACAAUCUUUGCCAGAAAGAACGCUUUACCGAGCAAGGUGACGCCAUUACAUUUGAAUCAGAGGUAGACCGUGUUUAUCUAAGCUCACCACAGUGCGUUGCUGUUUUGGAUCACGAGAGGAAGCGAACAUAUGCAAUGAGAAAGGAAGGGCUACCAGAUAUUGUUGUUUGGAACCCAUGGGAGAAAAAGUCGAAAGCAAUGGCAGAUUUUGGCGAUGAAGAAUACAAACAGAUGCUUUGUGUAGAUGCGGCUGCAGUAGAAAAGAACAUCACUUUGAGGCCCGGGGAGGAAUGGACGGGCCGGAUUGAACUUGCAGCCGUGCCCUCUACCUUUUGCUCUGAUGAUCUCCAUCCACAAUUCAACUUCUUCUGA